AUGCUGCCCGCUGCCGAGGCGAGCCCCCCAAAGACGCAGCGAUGGGCCAACGGGCUGACGCUCAUCCACGACUUCAUCACGGAGGCGGAGGAGGCGGUGAUGAUUGCCGCCUUCCACGACGCCGAGCCCGACGGCACGACGUUGACGCCGCCGAGGAGGCGCGUCAGCCAGCACCACGGCCACCACUUUGACUACACGACCUUUGGCGCGUCCGAGACGACGUUUACGCCGCCGCCAGACUACGUCAGGGAGCUGCUCCCGCGCCUGCCCGUGCAAGAGUACCUGCCGGACCAGUUCACCAUGCAGUACUACCCGCCCGGCGCCGGCAUCCCGCCCCACGUCGACACGCAUUCCCUCUUCGCCGAGGCCCUCUACAGCCUCUCGCUGGGGAGCGCCGUGCCGAUGCGGUUCCGGAGGUGCGACGCGCGGGACGCCCGGCGCAUGCGGCUGCCCAAGAGGUCGCUGGCGCGGGAGCCGAAGCGGCCGGCAUCGACGCCGGGAGCCGAGGCGGAGGGGAUGGCGCGGCGCGAAGGAGGGGGGGAGCCCGAGAUGGAGCCCGAGGAGACGGAGCCCGAGGAGACGGAGCCCGAGGAGACGGAACCCGAGGAGACGGAGCCCGAGGAGACGAUGGAGCUGCUCCUCCCGCCGAGGUCUCUGCUGCUCAUGAUGGGCCCGUCGCGGUACGGAUACACGCACGGCAUCCGGGGACGCAAGACGGACCAGAUCGACGGCCGCACCGUCGCGAGGACGGGCCGAUACUCGAUGACGAUGCGGACCGUGAAGCGGGGGGCCGACGCCGGCUGCGACUGUGCCUUUCCCGGCGUCUGCGAUGCGAGGAUAGCGGAGGAGGCCGAGGCGCGGGCGGAGAUACAGGAGGAGGCCGAGGCGCGGGCACGAGGACACGCCAAAGCGACGUCUGCAGGGGAACGACAGUCUCGUCUCCCCCCCUCGGCUCCGCGACCUCGACCGUCGACAAGCGGUACGGUACGGUCCGGGGUGUUGGAUGAGAGGUCGAUUGCUUGA
Drechmeria coniospora is the source of this 1023-nucleotide messenger RNA. RefSeq lists its product as uncharacterized. Bases 1 to 1023 code for a protein of 340 amino acids. Gene Ontology annotation, molecular function: oxidoreductase activity; demethylase activity. The record is from RefSeq and is a predicted model, not a curated record. Gene Ontology annotation, biological process: oxidative demethylation. Lineage: Eukaryota; Fungi; Ascomycota; Sordariomycetes; Hypocreales; Ophiocordycipitaceae. The transcript has a single exon.